UUAUAUAUUUAUUUUUUUCCUGCGCAAGUCUUACAUAAAAGCCUUUGUUGGUCGGAAAUCGGAUUCCUCCUCCUCUUGCAGGUGUCAGUCUUAAUUCUGUCCAGUAGGUGGGACUUUAUCCUCGUCAUCCGGAGCAUCGCGCCUUCAGCAGUACUUUCCUCCAGCUUGGGCACUGAGAGCGUCUCUAUGAUGGACUGUGGAACGGAAAGUCGAGGCGAGUUGUGGCAUUUGCUCUUGUUCUUUUGAUGAGGCGAUUAGAUUGCGAGCCCAACCUCAUAUGAUGUUCCCAGGCGCGCGCACUCUUAUGUAGCCAACGCAUUUAGAUAUUAAACACUCAUAUCUCCAUCAGCGAUCUUCAUCAUCACCAUCCUCAUCAGCCCUGGAAGACGUCGAGUCGUGUUUGACCCAAAAGUCAUGGAUAUAUGGUUGUGUUCAGCGGUUCCUGUGUUCACCUGGAGGCUUUUCUUUCUUUCAAGCAUCUUCCAGGGUUAUUGGAGCUCCAUGCUCGAUUGUCCACCAACAUGCAGCUGUUCGCCCAUUGAGAUCUAUUGCAAUAAGUCCGACAGUGGAAAUUUCUUCCCUUUACUUGCUCUACAAGAUCAGGCGGGCAAUGGCAGUAACAAUAAUGACAUUGAAGAGCUCUUCAGGAACAUCACGUCCAUACACAUAGAAAAUUGGACUGGAUUGCAGAUUCUUAAGGAUGUUGACAUGGAACUGUACACAGGACUCCAGAGACUGACAAUAAUGAACUGCAAUUUACGGACAAUCCAGGCACGUGCAUUUGCACAGAACCCUCAUCUCCGCUACAUACACAUAGAAAAUUGGACUGGAUUGCAGAUUCUUAAGGAUGUUGACAUGGAACUGUACACAGGACUCCAGAGACUGACAAUAAUGAACUGCAAUUUACGGACAAUCCAGGCACGUGCAUUUGCACAGAACCCUCAUCUCCGCUACAUAAACCUGUCCAGGAACCCUCUGACGACACUCUCUUGGCAGCUUUUUCAGCACCUUCAGCUGCUCGAACUGAGGCUGGAGGGAAUCGUCUUUGACUGCGGCUGUGAGAUUCGAUGGAUUCAGCUCUGGCAGCUGCGAGGUGAGGCCGGCCUGCACACCCAGCAACUCUACUGCAAGAACGGCGCAUCUAAGAUUCGCCUGAGAUCAAUGAGCAUUGCCCGCUGUGACCUGCCAGAUAUCAGCGUUGCUCACAGUAACCUCACUGUGUUGGAGGGCGAUAACGUGAUGCUCAGCUGUAACGGCUCUGGUUCUCCAUUACCUGAGGUGGACUGGACUGUGAACGGCCUUCACUCCAUCAACACGCACCAGUCGAAUGUCUACUGGCCCAACAUUCACUCCAUCAACCUGACGCUGGUCAACGUGAGCAGAGACGACAACGGAUUUGUUCUGACCUGCAUCUCUGAGAAUGUGGUUGGGAUGACCAAUGUGUCCCUUCAGCUGGCUGUGCUAUUAGAGUUGCUGGGUGUGCAGGCCGGCCUCACCUCGCAGCUGCCAGAGCUGAAUCCAUCGAAUCUCACAGCCGCAGUCAAAGACGAUUCCCUCCAGCCUCCUGCGUCAACAACACAGCUAACGGUAGUUACACAAUCCAAACUCAGAGCUAGGAGGCUGGAGGGAAUCGUCUUUGACUGCGGCUGUGAGAUUCGAUGGAUUCAGCUCUGGCAGCUGCGAGGUGAGGCCGGCCUGCACACCCAGCAACUCUACUGCAAGAACGGCGCAUCUAAGAUUCGCCUGAGAUCAAUGAGCAUUGCCCGCUGUGACCUGCCAGAUAUCAGCGUUGCUCACAGUAACCUCACUGUGUUGGAGGGCGAUAACGUGAUGCUCAGCUGUAACGGCUCUGGUUCUCCAUUACCUGAGGUGGACUGGACUGUGAACGGCCUUCACUCCAUCAACACGCACCAGUCGAAUGUCUACUGGCCCAACAUUCACUCCAUCAACCUGACGCUGGUCAACGUGAGCAGAGACGACAACGGAUUUGUUCUGACCUGCAUCUCUGAGAAUGUGGUUGGGAUGACCAAUGUGUCCCUUCAGCUGGCUGUGCUAUUUCCACCAGUAAUCCUGAAGCUGGACGAGCCGGAACGGCGCCAUCACACCUGCAUCGAGUUCACCGUGAGGGGCUAUCCCCAUCCCACACUGCGCUGGUUCCACAAGGAUCUUGAGAUCCAGCAGAGCGAAUACAUCCGCAUGGAGAUGGAGUACUACCAAGAUUACUUGGAAGGCUGCUUGACUUUUGAGAACCCAACGCAUUACGACAAUGGAUACUACACCCUAGUAGCCACUAACUCCCUUGGGUCAGUUACCAAAACUGUCCACGGCUAUUUCCUCGAGCCACCGUUCAGUGAGGAUGACGGAAUAAUUGAGUACACUCCAACAGCUGAAGAUGAGGCAAAGAGACCUGAAGAAGAUUCAUUCGGAAUGUCGAUUGCUGUUGGUCUGGCUGGCUUCGGCUGCGUCUUCCUCAUUGUGAUUUUCGUCCUCAUCAACAAAUACAGCCGACGUAACAAAUUUGGGAUAAAAGGUCCAGUGGCAGUCAUCAGCGGAGAGGAAGACUCUGCAAGCCCUCUUCAUCAUGUCAACCAUGGUAUCGUCACACCUUGCUCUCUAGAUGCGGGACCUGACGCAGUCGUAAUCGGCAUGAGUCGCAUUCCUGUCAUCGAGAACCCGCAGUACUUUCGACAUGGACACAAUUGCAACAAACCAACCACCUAUGUGCAGCAUAUUAAACGAAGGGACAUUGUUCUGAAGAGGGAGCUUGGCGAGGGAGCUUUUGGGAAGGUGUUUCUGGCUGAAUGUUACAACCUCAGCCCCACCAAAGAUAAGAUGCUGGUGGCUGUGAAGACUCUCAAAGAUCCAACCCUGACUGCCAGAAAAGACUUUCAACGGGAGGCUGAGCUUCUCACCAACCUGCAGCACGAACACAUUGUGAUGUUCUACGGCGUGUGUGUGGACGGCGACCCUCUCAUCAUGGUGUUCGAAUACAUGAAGCAUGGAGACCUCAAUAAGUUUCUGAGAGCCCAUGGUCCAGAUGCCAUGAUCCUCGUGGACGGCCAACCGAUGCAGUCGAACGGGGAACUUGGUCUCUCGCAGAUGCUUCAUAUCGGUUCACAGAUAGCGGCAGGCAUGAUCUACCUGGCCUCGCAGCAUUUUGUGCACCGCGACCUGGCCACUCGCAACUGCCUCGUGGGUAACGGCCUGCUUGUGAAAAUUGGAGACUUCGGGAUGUCCAGAGACAUAUACAGCUCUGAUUACUACCGAGUGGGAGGUCACACCAUGCUGCCCAUUCGCUGGAUGCCUCCGGAGAGCAUCAUGUACAGGAAGUUCUCCACAGAGAGUGAUGUGUGGAGCUUUGGAGUCAUUAUGUGGGAGGUCUUCACCUAUGGGAAACAGCCAUGGUUUCAGUUAUCCAAUAAUGAGGUCAUUGAAUGCAUUACUCAAGGUCGGGUUCUAGACAGGCCUCGCCUGUGUCCUAAGGAGGUGUACGACCUCAUGUUAGGCUGCUGGCAAAGAGAGCCGCAACAACGACUAAACAUCAAAGACAUUCAGAAAGUCCUUUACGCUCUGGGAAAAGCCACACCUGUCUACUUGGACAUCCUUGGCUGAGACUGGUGCAACGCCUCUCACUAGAAUCGAACACAAUCCAGGAAUAACCAAACAAGCCCUUUUCCUGCGUCGGCGCUCCACUGUAAAAACACCAACACGUCGGAGAUGGACUUUAAGUGCCUGCAACACUUUUUUCAAUACACUGGGUAUACAUAAAAAAGUAAAAAAUAUUUAAAAACAAACUUUUACAUUUUGUUUACUGGUACAGUAUAUAUAGUGUACAGAAUUAUUCUACAAAGACAGAAAAACGUUUCCUAAAAAGUGGUGGCGAAAGCAGAAUGUUGCCUUUGAUUGGCGACACUGUGUUUGAGAAAUGAUUUUCAGUGUUUCAUUUUAUAGGCAUAUAUACACACAUAUAUGAAUAUAUUUUUAUUUAUUUUGUUUCAUUUCGAAGGUAAAGUCUGGGUGCCUGUCAUGUUUAGUGCUGUUGAUAUAUUAUCUUUUCAAGACGGCUGCUCUUUGGUUGUGCUCUGCUUUAACAGCUGGGAUAUUGUGAGGAAAGCCUUAUUAUGUUUUGAUUAUUUUCCCACUGCUGCAGUCAGCAUCUUUCUCCUUUAUUUUUCUCUUCCUGCAACUUUGAUUUGAUGAUCUACGUAUAGCUCUUAAGCGGGCGACUUGGAAACUUUAGAACACUAAAGCGUUGAUAUAUUUUCAUCGUAUGUGAUUGUAUAUACUGUACAUUUAUAUUCUUGUCAACCUGUUAACUUAUUUUAAUGUGUUUUGAUUUCUUUUUUUUUGACACGGGGGUUAUUUUGUGACUCACUCUUCGGAAAGGGUCAGCCAGGAGAGAACAUAAAUAUCACACAGUAUCUUUAGAUGAGCACUUGGCGGCUCAUUAUUAAUACAGGGUCGAGGACCAGCUGCCGUACUUUUACUGAUCACCAAAACUGAAUGUGGUAAAACAAGAACUAAACUGCAGGUUCGAUAUCACUGAGAUCCUAAUGACACCUGUUUGAAUUAAUGUUUCGCAAUCUUCAUAGCAUUUGAUACAGUAAAUGCCAUCGCAUCUAGAGUUAACGAUUUCAUGUUGUUGUCUGUAGCUAAACAUGUUAUUCCAGGGGCUGUUUCUCUGAGAUGUUUGUCGAUACGACACCAAAUCUUGCUGACAGCAGGAUUUCGAUGUCAACGGAUUCUCUUGCCUCUUUGCAGUACCACAGAUAUUUGCAAACGACAUAUUCAAAUGUAUGUUUAGAUUAAGUAUUAAAUAAAUAUCAGAACCUUG
Messenger RNA from Pimephales promelas (fathead minnow), 4834 nucleotides. RefSeq names its product neurotrophic tyrosine kinase, receptor, type 3b (gene ntrk3b). Gene Ontology annotation, biological process: cellular response to nerve growth factor stimulus; positive regulation of kinase activity; positive regulation of phosphatidylinositol 3-kinase/protein kinase B signal transduction. NCBI's taxonomy places the organism in Eukaryota, Metazoa, Chordata, Actinopteri, Cypriniformes, Leuciscidae. Gene Ontology annotation, molecular function: transmembrane receptor protein tyrosine kinase activity; ATP binding; neurotrophin binding. Gene Ontology annotation, cellular component: plasma membrane; axon; signaling receptor complex. The record is from RefSeq and is a predicted model, not a curated record.